UAACUUCAAAUGGCUCCUACUAAUAAUAAUCUUCUUCUUCUUCUUCUUCUUCUUCUUCUUCUUCUUCUUCACUAAGUUGCUCCCGAAUUCAAAAAACAGAAAAACCACUUUCAAUUUUCAACAUGUCGGACUCCGGCGACUGCGGACGUUGCAAGUGUUGCAGCGUCAUAAUAACCUUAGGCCUAACUGCUCUCUCCUUGUGGCUCAUCCUCCGUGCCUCCAACCCAAUCUGCUCCAUCCAAGACUUUUACGUCCCUGUCCUCAACAAAACCCUCAACUCCACCACCGCCACCACCUCCAUCUACUUCGACAUCGAGCUAGACAACCCGAACAGGGACGAAGAAAUUUACUACAACACCCUCGACCUCACCUUCUACUACAAGUACUCUAACCAAACGUACUCCCCCGUAGCCAACCAGACGUUUGUUGGAUUCUACCAAGGCUUUAAAAAAAAGGCUCGCCGGAGGGGGACGGUGAAGGCCACUGGGGUGCCGUGGGGGGAGGUUUUCGGGGCGGUUUCCAACGGGUCGAUGCCGGUUUUCAGGGUGGGUUUGGUUACUUCGUUCAGGUUCAAGGUUUUGUCUCGGAAGACUAAGGAGCAUAAGUUGGCGGUGGGGGCUGACGUGGCGGUCAAUGAUUCGGGGGAGAAGGAUAACCAGAAGGGCGUUAGACUCAAGUCCGGUGCACCGGAGAUGAUCCGGCGCGGUCCAACGCGGCCUUUGGUUAUUGAUAGUGUUAUUUUGUUCAAUUUGUUGUUUAUUAGUACUUGACUUUGUCAUUCGUCUCUAUUUUAUUGUCAUUUUAAUACUUUGGUGGUGGAAUACGAAAUGGGGAUUAAAAUGCUUCCUAGUUAUAAGGUAUAGUUAUAAGGUUUUAAAUUCAUAAUCUCAAAGGGGUUAGGUUGCGUGCUGAUUAAGGCUUUGGAAUUUAGGAAUAUUAUUCUUAUUCAUAGGUUUUAGUUU
Rhododendron vialii is the source of this 962-nucleotide messenger RNA. Its product is annotated as protein NDR1-like. Bases 123 to 770 code for a protein of 215 amino acids. The transcript has a single exon. Gene Ontology annotation, biological process: defense response to other organism. Lineage: Eukaryota; Viridiplantae; Streptophyta; Magnoliopsida; Ericales; Ericaceae. The record is from RefSeq and is a predicted model, not a curated record.